Molecule: messenger RNA, 5000 nt
Organism: Asterias rubens (European starfish)
Lineage: Eukaryota; Metazoa; Echinodermata; Asteroidea; Forcipulatida; Asteriidae
Product: integrin alpha-9-like
Exons: 25
Coding region: 911-4204 (1097 amino acids)
Biological process (GO): cell adhesion mediated by integrin; cell-matrix adhesion; integrin-mediated signaling pathway
Cellular component (GO): integrin complex; external side of plasma membrane
Molecular function (GO): integrin binding
Source: RefSeq, a predicted model, not a curated record
UGUUUGCACAGACACCACACAGGUUUGUGUGUAGCCCUAAACACUUAAACAGCUGCAGUAGCUAGUUGAGUUAGGUGUCCAUAACGAGUGUUGAUUUCAGUAGAGUGGUCAUCAACAGUUGACUAUCUAAAACAUGAUCAUCCCUUCCAUGGUUCAUUGAAUCUGAUCCAAAGUUAUAACCAGCCAACAAGAGUACUAGUUUUCACAAUGUUCAUCCAAGGACACCGUUGAUUCUUCACUACAGUGACAAACCAUCGAGGCGUGGCACACAGCUGCACAGCAGCGAUCCCCCGUUUCUUCCUGACUGAAUUGAAGAAGGAAAAAAAAAACGCCACUAAACCAAACCCGGAAGAGGAUGUUAUGACCAUUACGUAGUACAAUAGUCGUCUGAAAGAAGGAAUGCCAACGCUACUGGGUCACCACCAUUAGGAAUAAAUAGAUAACCACCUACUAACCGGAGGCUGAAGAAGUGGUCGCUAUUUGGUUUGGUGAUGUACUUUAUUGAUUUUGGAUCAGACGGUGACACUAUUUAUUUUGUGUAGAGGUAGGAUAUCUGCGAUUUAAACAUCCGUUUGAAAAAACCGCUGUGACAGUUUGUGUUCUACACUAAAUAGCAUAGAGCAUAUUGAUUUUGGUUUCGGUGUAUAUUAUCCAUGCAUGGUUUGUAUUCAUAUGCCACAUCAUAUUAGAGCUAAACUGACACCAGGUUUUACAAAAGCUUGCAUUAUCUUGAUCAGCCCAUGAUCAGCCACAUUCCUGUUGGGAUCAACGUACUUGUAAUCUUCACCGGCGAAGUGGUAGUGCAGCGUGUAGCAACGCAUUCACUCGGGGGCUAAACCGCCCAUACACCCCCACCGGGACCUUAACAACACACGUCACCCAACUUUAGUGUCGUCGGACUUUUACCAUCAUGAGAACUCGGCUAAGAAAUUCGAUGGGAUCGCAUGGUGGAUCACUGUUCCGGCUACUAGCCAUUGUAGUGGCUGUCUUAUUGUGUUAUUGUGUGGGUCUUGUAGCUGCUUGUAAUAUAGACGAUAAGACGGAAGACCUGAUUACUUUCACAAGAGAUCCAGGUAGCUACUUUGGUUACACUACGGUGCAGCAUAGAAACACACGGGACAGCACGCCAUGGAUUUUAAUCGGAGCCCCCAGAGGCAGAAGUACACAUCAGCCUUCGUUGGAACGCCCAGGUGCCCUCUACAAAUGCCAACCUCAGCCAUCUUACAAUUGUUUUGAGAUACCCCUGGACUCUGAGGGAAAUGAGGAUUUGCCUGGCGAGAAAAUCGUUGAUAUUAAAGACAAUCAAUGGCUAGGCGUAACCCUGACUAGACAAACCAACAGGGAAAAGAAUGGUGACUUCACGGUGUGCGGUCAUCUGUGGUCCAAUGAUUACUACAUCAACGAGUAUCCCACGUCAGAGAACGAGGGAGUUGACCGAUUCCCGAAUGGGAUAUGCUACGUGGCUAACGCCAACUUCGAACAAGUCAAGAAACUACGACCCUGCGUUGAUGAGAUACAAACUUUAGUGAAUGGGACGUACAGAUACCAGGGAAGCUGCCAGGCGGGUAUCAGCGCCGCCUACACCAAGGGUGGAGACCUUAUGCUAGGGGCUGUCGGCUCGUAUGAAUGGAACGGUACCACAAUAAAUGCCGACAAGGACGGGAACACAUAUCGGUACAACUUCGGGAAUCUCACGGACUGGAACAUGAAGGGUGAAAAACACCAAACAGAAUACAUAGGUUACUCGGUGUCAUCUGGAAACUUCAGAUCGGUCGACACGGAGCAGGGCGUCACGGGGGCGCCAAGGUCAGAUUCAGUUGGGAAGGUUUUUAUUUAUGAUCUGGAGACGUUUGAGAUGUAUACUCAGCUCAGGGGAGAGCAGAUGGGCUCCUACUACGGUGGUGCCGUUUUAGGGGUAGACUUCAACAAUGAUGGAUUGUCGGAUCUUCUUGUGGGGGCGCCCUUGUAUACCGUCAAACAAGACGAGGGGCUUGUCUACGUCUACAUAAACAAAGGAGCGGGAAGGAUGGAACUCCAGGAUUUUAAGCUGGAUGGCACCAGGGCCAUCGGAGGUCGCUUCGGCUCAGCAAUAGCAUUCAUUGGAGACAUUAAUCUCGAUGGUUUUUAUGAUGUCGCUAUUGGGGCACCGUACGAAGACGAAAAUACCGGCGCAGUGUACAUCUAUCGAGGCUACGUUGGAGGGAUCCGAAGAAAAUAUUCACAGAGAAUCGCCGCAAGAGAGGUCCUACCUGGCCUUCUAAGUUUCGGCAGUUCUAUUUCCGGAGGGAUGGAUAUCGACUUUAAUUUCUAUCCGGAUCUUGUUGUGGGUGCCUAUGAAAAUGACACAGUCGUAUUGUUCAAGACCCUUCCGGUCAUCAGGCUUAGAGUUUGGAUCGAAGUUGAACCAUCGACCCUUGACCCUGAGUUCCACAACUGCAGAAUAGGGGGUCGAUCGAUCACGUGUCUAGAUGUUCAAGUCUGUUUUGACUACACCGAUGAACAUGGUUUGCCGGAUGACGUCAAAUUUGAUUAUAAUCUUGAGGUGGAUACCCUGAAGUCUGAUAUUGGAGCCGCGUCCAGGUUCUUCUUUUUGACGGACGAAGGGAGCGAAUCAACAGCCAAAGCAGAGACAGUUGAGCUCAUCAAAGACGUAAUUUCUUGUUACUCAACAAAAGCGUACUUAAGGGGCGAAGCUGGUGAUUUCCUGACUCCGCUCAAGUUUCUUCUGAACUAUAACAUCUUCGACUACCCAGUGGAAGGUCCACGGCGCGGCGAUGAAGUGACCUACAAGUUCAACGGUGGUCUAGCACCUGUUAUUGACGAUAGCGCCUGCUCAAACGGAACUGUUGAAAAAUUGGUGUUGUUCGUACGUGAUUGCGGGAGUGACUCCAUUUGCCAAACUAACAUUAAGGUCGUGGCCGACCUCGAGGCACAAAGCGGUAACCCGUACAUCACUCUGGGUGGUGACAGCGUGGUGUACCUGUUGGUGGAAGUCCACAACCAGGGGGAGGAAGCACACAACUCGGAAUUGCUCAUCACCCAUCCAAGAGAAGUGGUUUACGAGUCAUUGGAAAUUACAACAGUCGAGUGUAUCCAGUCUAGUACCUGUACUCCUGACAAUAUGAUAACCUGUGCACCAAGAGAGGCAUACAACGAGACAGCGGAAGUGCUUUGCUCUGUGGGUAAUCCUAUGAGAUCUAACACGGUGAGUAUUCUGCGCAUGCGGUUUGACGUCGGUGGAGUAGACUUGGGGCGAAAAGUGGUGGAUUUCUCUAUGACAGCCUCGACCAUCAGCGUCGAAGAGGGCGCUGACAGUCUACGUGACAACACCGCGACAGUGGAACUGCCUGUCCUAAUCGUCGCUGAUAUAGCCGUGAGAGGAGUGGUGCAACCAGAGCAAAUCUUUUAUUCCCCGGACGACGAGACAAUAGACGGCAAGGCACCAGACAAGGAGGCCCUCUUGCGGCAAGCCCUCGUAGGAGCGGGUUUCUUAGACGGCGACGGCAAGUCAAACAUGAAAGGAAUCGGACCCACUUUUACACACAUAUACGAGGUUGGUAACCAAGGGCCUGGCCGUCUACCGUUUGAUGGGAAGGUUACCAUUCAGUUACCAUGGAGAGCAAACAACGGUGAUUGGUUGAUUUACAUCAAGAGCAUUCAGAUGAACGGUGGAGGCAAGUGUGAUGGUGCGUCAGUACUAGAACAGCAGAGAUUUGAAAUAAUGGACCAUUAUUUAGAUUCAGCCGGCAUGCUGGCUUAUUCAAACGAUGGACUAGCUUCGGAUGAUUCUUCAAAUCGAGAUAUUGGUUGUGACAGAGCUCAGUGCGUCACCGUUAGGUGUACAGUCGAUGGCCCUUUGAACAGCGGGACCGGGGUUGUUGUCACCAUGGAUGCGUUGCUGUGGCAACGUACACUAGUUGAUAAUGAGAUGGGAAUCGUGGAUCUGAUUUCGACGGCAACGUUUGGACUACAGGAUACCAGCCGACCCCACACGCAACCUGAUGAUGGUGUGCCGGACUCCAUUGAGUUGAAGACAACGAUUUUUACCGAGGAAUUACCAAAUAAGCCGGUGGAGCCUUGGGUCAUUGCCGUCAGUACCAUCGGAGGCAUACUGGGGUUGGUGAUCCUAGUUGCAGCUCUAUGGAAGCUUGGUUUCUUCAAGAGAAAGACGUUGGAUGAUAUGACCCCACCGACUGCCCUUUGAGAUGGUAGGUUCAGUUUGGACACAAGAAAUCUUCGAACUCUUUUGAAACAUCGCAUCGAGGUUUAGCGUUCGAAACUCCAAUCCACUGCACCACGUGCAAAAAGCUCCAACUCGCAGUUACAGCGUGCAAUGUGUCAACCGGGUGCGUCCAGCUGCAAAAGAAUAGUUUCGUCUUGCUCCUAGUACCCUCUUUCUUAUGAUCCCAUUGUGCAAUCAUGGACUUCUCGUGUACAUACGAAAAAGGGGCCAGUCUAAUUUUCCUUACAGCCUCGGUUCGGUUAUUAGAGACAGUUGAUCAAUAAGAAUAAACACCAAGCUGUUAAACGUUUACUCUUCUUCCUUUUGUUCACUUUUAUUUAUGUUUUCCAACUUAGUCCCUAGACCCCUGCAUCGACCGCCAAAUAUGAAGUUCAUUAAGAGAAACGUCCAUCAUGCAUGUACAAAUCUCAGCCAGUAGCAGUCUUCCUUUUAUAGACCCAACUGAGGGCGCUGUUUCGGCUUUUGACGUCAUAGCAAUGAUGUGUAAUACUUUGAAUUGUUAUUGGCUGAUUAUACGAAUGACGACACAAUUAUGUAAAUACUUGCCAAAUUAUAUAUUUUGCUGCAUUUAAUCGGUUAGAUAGAAGCUACUGGUUCCCAAGUAUGGACAUGACAGUAGAGUUAUACCAGGACUAACACAUUACUGGGCUGUACAAAUACUAUUGUCUUUGUAUACUGCUAGUUAUUGUUUUGUAUGCGUAUAUAAUGCAUUAAAUGCUGUGUAAGUUGCGUGAGAUUUGAAAAAUAGAAGUGGGGG